Messenger RNA from Parastagonospora nodorum SN15, 231 nucleotides. RefSeq lists its product as hypothetical. The record is from RefSeq and is a predicted model, not a curated record. NCBI's taxonomy places the organism in Eukaryota, Fungi, Ascomycota, Dothideomycetes, Pleosporales, Phaeosphaeriaceae. The transcript has a single exon. The coding region runs from base 1 to 231 and encodes 76 amino acids.
AUGCGGGAGGCGUCCUUGAAUGAACGUGCGAAAUGCAUUGGCACUGGCUUCUCCAGGAUCAGCAAAGGCUAUGAACGCACUGCCAGUGUCAUCCUGCAUCCAAUACAAGGCGUCGGCGUUGUCUUGCUGGUUGACAUGUUUACGGCCUCGAAGAUCCAGUUCCAGCCCAGAAUCAGGCUCGUCGGGUGUGUCAGCGCCAUGGUACUGAGCGGAGGCAUUCUUCGAAAAUAG